ACCCCCCUUAAAGACUAUUGCGCGCAUUAAAUUGCUUUUCAUUUCCGUGCUGUGACAGUCUCUGAGAUUGGGGGGGAUUUAUGCAUUUUCACGAGUGACUUUCACUGCCAUGCUACGGUAAUUAUUUCAUAAUACGUCCUUCGCUGCAGGGCACGGGCUGGUUUGCACCAACCAACCGAGAUCAAGUUCCACUAGUUGACAACGCUGGGUGGAAAGAUGAAGCGCGCGCGUACAUAGGAUAUCCUAUGAGCAGGAGCAACAGAACUGCAGAAAACAGAAGAAGAAGAAGGAGAAGAGGAGGAAAGGGGGGGAUCGGAUUCUCGCAUCCGAGGAGGCAACUGGAGGAACAUUGAUCUCCGGUCGAUUUGGACGCACUGGCAAUUGAAAUAAAGAGACCUUGGGCAGAUCUAUACAUAAACUGGUAGGAGCCGCACCGCUGGCAGCAGACAGGGGUGGGGGGGAUUCGUGCCUCUCUCUGAGCCGCUUCCUUCGUCAGUGCGCAUGGAUGAAAGUCACAGUUAAAAUGCAUGCGGCAAGUCCUGUCUGAUGUGGGAUUACCACGUUUUUAUUCGCCCCCCUCGCCUCCCGACCAUGUUCCAACUUUGGUUUUGGCUCUUUUUCCGAGAUGACACUGCUAAUUUCAGUCGGCGCUGGGAGAGCACCGGAGCCCGUUUCGCCGCGCAGGCUGUCACAUCAUCGGCGUGAAUGAGAACGUUACCCGCGCUCGUCCAUGCCUGGUUUAUGGAGCUAAACACCGCGGAGACUUGACUUGAUUUUUUUUUCUUUCCUCUUUCUUUUCAUUUCUUUUCUUUUCCUCCUUUUUCUUUUAUUUUUUUAACCAUCCGGCUGAAGGGCGGACAGUGAAAUCACGAAAUCCAUGUUUUCACUGAGGCUGGGGGGAAAAGACCGGACACAGCCGUGAUUGUCGGCAUGUUUUGGCGUUUACCGGAAUCAGCACGAUGACACCUCAUACUGGUACUGCACUUGAGUGAGCUGGGGCAUCCUCUCCCAGGAAAAAUGCAUAUCUGGAUCCUAAAAAUAAUACUUCUGAUUGCAUCAUCUCUGAGGCUGGUUGAGAUGUAUGACAAUUAUGGGGAGAUCUGCCGAAACCUGUGCACGUGCGAGGAGAAGGAAGGGAUCCUGACGGUGAGCUGCGAGAACCGGGGGAUCAUCAGGCUGACGGAGAUCAGCCCUGUUCAGUACUCCAUGUACCACCUCCUGCUCACGGGGAACCUCCUGAAGAAGCUGUCGAUCGAUGAUUUCAUCAAUUACACCGGGGUGACCAUCCUGCACUUGGGGAACAAUGAUAUCUCUGAGAUAGAGUCGGGUGCCUUCAAUGGACUCCAGGGAUUAAAAAGGUUGCACCUGAAUAACAACAAGAUAGAAGUUCUGAGAGAUGAAACCUUUAAAGGACUUGAGAGCUUGGAAUACCUACAGAUUGAUUAUAAUUUCAUCACAAACAUAGAGUCCAACGCCCUGAGCAAACUACACCAACUAACAGUGAUGAUUCUGAACGACAACCUGCUCUCUGCCCUUCCUCCCAACAUCUUCCGGAAUGUCCCCCUUACGCACUUGGAUCUGAGAGGGAACCGCUUAAAAAUGUUCCCCUAUAUUGGCCUCCUAGAGCACAUGGACAAAGUUGUGGAAUUACAACUGGAGGAGAAUCCGUGGAAUUGCUCCUGCGAGCUCAUUGCUCUGAAGGCUUGGCUGGAGAGUAUAGCUUACACAGCUCUGGUGGGAGAAGUGGUGUGCGAGACGCCAUUCAGGCUCCAUGGAAGAGACCUGGAUGAGGUGUCAAAGCAGGAACUCUGCCCGCGAAGACCCCUAGAAGACACAGUCAGGCCUGCGCCGCCUAGCAGCACUAAUGGAUACUAUCAGACCACACCAGCCGCUGUCACAGCCUCUGCCACCUCCUCGGCUGUUUUAAGGUCUUCUUCCAGGCCUACCAAGGGCACACGGCAAUUGAACAGAACCAGGUUAAAGCCCACCUCCCGAAUACCAGGCGGCAAUCCAUACAACUAUGGCCCCAUCAUUGCUUUUCAGACCAAAUCUCCUGUGCCUUUGGACUGCCCCACUGCUUGCACAUGUAAUCUGCAGAUAUCUGAAAUUGGGUUAAAUGUCAACUGCCAAGAGAGAAAGAUUGAAAGCAUUUCUGACCUAAAACCCAAGCCAUACAAUCCUAAAAAAAUGUAUCUCACUGGAAAUUACAUCCCUGUGGUGCGGAGAUCCGAUUUUGUCGACGCCACUGGAUUGGAUUUGCUUCACCUGGGAAACAACAGGAUAACUCUGAUCCACGACCGGGCUUUUGGGGAUUUAACCAACCUGCGUAGACUGUAUUUGAAUGGUAAUCUCAUGGACAGGCUCACAGGAGAAAUGUUUUUUGGUUUGCAGAACUUACAAUAUCUUUAUUUAGAGUACAACAAAAUCAAGGAGGUCGAUGCGGGCACUUUCCGCUAUCUCCCUAAUCUGCAGCUGCUUUUUCUGAACAACAACCUCCUGAAAACUUUACCUGUGGGCAUCUUUUCCAGCCUCUCCCUGUCUAGGCUUAAUCUGCGUAACAACCAUUUCCAAAACCUCCCCGUGAGUGGUGUUUUGGAUCAGCUCAAGCUGCUGUUGCAGAUAGAUCUGUUUGAGAACCCCUGGGAAUGCUCCUGCGACAUAGUGGGGAUGAAGAUAUGGCUCGAGCAGCUCAGUGCAGGCACUGUGGUUAAUGAGGUCGUGUGCAAGACGCCAAAACGCCACACAGGAAUGGACCUGCGUUCUGUCCCGUCAGAGCAGCUCUGCCCAGAUUACUCCGAAGCCUAUGUCUCGCCAACUCCACCUACAGAGGAGCCCAUGGAUGAACACGUUGUCACCACAGGUGCUACUCGGAGGUUGGAACCCCCUGGCAGCACCGUCCCCCUCUCCGUCCUUAUCCUCAGCCUCCUGCUUGUUUUCAUCAUGUCUGUCUUUGUGGCUGCGGGGCUCUUUGUUGUGGUCAUGAAAAAGCGUAAAAAGUCUCAGAGUGACCGUACUAGCACUAACAACUCUGACGUCAGCUCUUUUAACCUGCAGUACAGCCUCUACAGCAACCGCUCUGGACCUAAAGUUAAGGCCCCGGCUGGUCAUGUAUAUGAAUAUAUCCCCCAUCCAAUGGGCCAUAUGUGCAAAAAUCCCAUUUACAGGUCAAGGGAGGGGAACACAGUGGAGGAUUACCGUGACCUCCAUGAGCUCAAGGUCACAUACAGGAGUACCCCAGAUGAUGAGAGGGACAGUAGUACGAUGAGGAGCCCUUCAUACAGUGUUAGCACCAUCGAGCCACGUGAAAACCCUUCCCCUGUGCAGGAUGCAGACCAUUUCUUCAGAGGGAUCCUUGAACCCGAUAAGCAGUCACCCCACCAGUCCAUCCCGUCAAUCCCAGCAGGGGCCAAUUUAGAGUACAAGUAUACGGGUCCCGUGUCGUACACGUACAACCCAAAUUUUGAUGUCAGACGUCAGUUCUUGCACCCGGAGAGAAUAAGAGAAACAGUGCUCUAUGGCACAGCACCCAGUACUGUUUAUGUCGAGCCCAACAGGAAUGAGUAUUUGGAGCUAAAAGCUAAACUGCAGUCUGAGCCUGAUUACCUCGAAGUUCUUGAGAAACAGACCACCUUUAGCCAGUUCUGAGCAACAGAGUCGUGAGCAUAAUGAAGCAUUUUCUCUCUCGACCCUCCUUGAAACAGUGGCUCAGUUUCUAGGGUGCCUUGGCACAAAUACAAACAAGCAAAAGAGAAAGAGUUGAAACGGGGUGUGCCGAACAAUCUUAUUCUUAUUUCAGAAACAUGACAUUACAGGAAUGGAUACAGCUUUCUCGAGACAUGGAUGAACAAAAUUGCUUAACUGAUGAUGCAAAAUCUAUUUUUCUAUGGUGAAGAUUGAAUAACACACAAAAAUGUAAGUGUACAGGUAAAUCUUACCCAACUUCAUUUUCAGGAAUAUAACCAUACAUACGAUAUAUUGUGAAUCAGAAAAAGAAAUGUUUAUAAAAAUCACACCUGGACAUACAAGAAAAAACAAACAAACAACAAAAAAACCCAACACAUUGUACAGCAGAUCAUCAAAACUGUGUAGGACUAUUUUCUGCUGUAGUCUGUAAGUAAGUAUUUAUUGAUAUAAUCUGCCAUGUCUUUUCAAAACUUUUGAUUCUUCAUCAGUAUUACCUGUGUCAUCAUACUCCAUCAUCCUCCGGAAAAAGGCUUAUGUUUCUAGUUUCAUUUACUGUAGCUCUGCAUUGUAAAAGUGGCUUUUCUUUUUCCUUUUUUGUUUUUCUUUUCUUUUGUUUCUCGGAAAGUGGCACACCCCAAUGUCCAAAACAGACUGCGUCAUUUGAAGAAGAUGAAAAAAAAGAAAAAAAGAAAAAAAGAAAAAAGAAGUGUCUUUGUAUGCUUUCUGCACUUUUUGGAAAUGGAAGGCAAGUUAGCCUUCAAUGAGCUCUCAUAAAGGAGAUUAUUAUAUUAAAAAUGAAUAUGGCUAUUCAUUCUUAAUAUGUAGGAUUGAUAUGUUAUCAAAACAAAAAUUCAUAAAUGAUAUUUGAAGUAUUAAUUAUGUUGUGUAAUACUGGCAUUUUAAUCAAUGUAACACCUAUUUUUAUACGAGCAUUGGCAAAUUCUCUAUCGAUUAUGGGUUUCUUUUGUUUUGAUUGCUUUGCACUUAUUGCACUAUAUUGACCAAACUAUGUUAUUGUCAUCAAAUAAACAUGAUGUCAGGUUCAUAUAAUGUGCUUAUGCGGAAACUGAAGGUGGAAUGAGGCCAUUUGGGUUUUUGGUUCAGCAUGUGGGUUUUAGAUGUGAAAUCAAGAGAGUUUUCCCACAGCUAAAAGUUGUUUUAUGCCAUAAUCAGUUAACAAUAUAUCGGCUGACAAGAUCAGACUAUGGUGUGCACUCAGUUAAAGAAGAUAAAGACAGUGUAUACGUGCUCCACUUAAAGUGGAGGUUGCGUCGUCAGUGAGAAUUGAAAUCAAUGGGUAUUAAUCAAUGACCAUUAUGUAAGGCUGGCCUUCUGCAAUUAUACCGCGACAACAUAAUCCAGAUUGUCGUCGGUCAAUGGAUGAGCAGGUGUUUUAUAUAAACAUCAUUUAACAUCUUCGCAAAGUCAGCGGGUAUGAAACAUAAAGAUGUGCUGGAUUAUGUUUUUGGUGUCGAAACGUAAUAGGUUUUGUUUGAUAUGCAAACGGUUUUGUAAGUCAAGAAGUUUAAAAAUAUAAGAAAACAUGUUCAAAAUCUGCUUUUUUUCUCCGGUCUUUCAAGUGCUUGUUUGUUAAUUGACUUUUCACUUGACCCACUUAAAUUCAAUAUGCAAAGUAGAUCUAUAAAAAUGCAGAGGAUGCACUGUGCCACCAUUUUCAGUGUGCAGCAAGCGUCACCAUUUAGGAAUUCAGUGUUCCAGAACUGAGAUGGGCACGGAUCUUUCUGGAGAGGAAUCAAAAGAAUGGAAGAAGUGUGUGUGUGUCUGUCUGUGUGUGUGUGUGGCGGGGGUGGCGGGGGGGUGGCUGUGCCACAUCAGACACCUUAAUGCGACACUUAAUUCUGACCUCAAAAGGAAUAACUAUGAAUUUAUAUUAUUUUAAUCGACUUUUUCCCUCUAGAAAACGUCUAUUUUACGGUAUUUAACUGUACUGAGUUUUCUAUGCGGUGCCAGCUGCCUUUUCUCAAUGACAAAAAAGGGAAAAAAUCCAAUGCUCUGGGUCCUCUUCUUUUGUUGGAGCUUUUCAUAGAAGCCCAGAAUGAGAACAGAAGGCACCAUUUGGGAGAUGAGGAGUCCUGGAACUGAGUGUAACUGUGGAUGUGUCAUACAUGUAGCAGGGGAUGUGAAUCAUAGCCAAGAAGUGCGUGCAGUUGCCCAGUAUUAGUGGCCUAUGGGAUGUCGCAGUACUGACAAUUUUUGACAUUAUUUAUUUUUCUGAUGCCAAUGUUGAAAGAGGAAAUCAUUAAUAGUUUACUGAGGUUCAACAAGGAUCUGAGCAGUGCGUUGACAAAUUGUUUAAAAUGCGGGCAGAUGGCUCUUUUUCUUUUUAUCUGUUUUAUUAUUAUUAUAAUACUCAUAGUAUUGUAUUUUUCAGGAUCAUUUGGCUACGUUCAAGAGAAAAAAGAAAAAAAACCAAAAAAAAAAAACCCGCUUUAGCACAAUUACAUAAUCACUGAAUCAUGUAUUCCAAAUGGGCUUGUUAAUACCAUAUGCGUGCAUAUGCACAUCUCUCUAGCCCAAACUCCCAGUGUGGACAUUCAUCACUCUGUCCUGGUGUAAUUGGGGGAUGGAUGCACUGAGAAUCCCACUGCAGGAGGCUAUAAUGUGCACGUGUGUGUGCGUACUGAUAGAGGGGAUUGGCGGGGGGGACUACUUCCAGUUGAAAUAAUGCUUUUAACCAGCCAAUGGCCUCUAGGUACACAAAUGGAUGCAUCAAGGAAGGACAAAGAGUUUAUCAUUAUUAUCCUUUCCCGGAUUAUUUAGUCUAUAGCCUUCUAUCAAGCUUCUAUAUAGUGCAUUCAGCGGCUGUGGAAGUUUUUCAGCAAUAAUCCCUCACACAAACAGUACGAUUUCUGCAGUGGUCAAUAUUUGUAUUCAGAUGAGGAAAGAAGCUCUAAGGUGAAAUAUCUCCAAAUGUGUUGCUUCAUGCUACACACGAGCCCCCAUGAUUUAUGGCUAAAACUCACUGUGUGGAAUCUGAUGCAGGGCUGAUGCAACACAAGGCGUGAUGUAGGUGCAGAUGUAGCUGUCACAGAGGCCUCACUCUUUUGCUUUGCUUGCAGCAAGGAAAGUUCAGAAGAUGCUGGUUAAGUUUGUUUAAAAGAUUUUUUUUUUCCUCAGAAAACUAAAAGCAGAGGGAGAGACACUCUCCUUCUGCUUUCACACCAUUUGAGAGUUAAUCAAUGUUGAAUCAGAGUGGGACAGCGCGUGAAACCCGUCCAAGCUGCGUGAAGUUGUUGGCUCAUCAUUCUGCUAUUUUCGGUACAUGGACUUUAAGUUGGAGGCAAUUAUUUUCUAACAGUGUAUGAAAAUACCCAGCUAAUUAAACAUUUUCUGGAUUUGAUUUAGCAGACUUAUGCUAAGAUUAUAUUUCAUAGCUGAUCAGAUGGCACUGGCAGAGUUUUGUGUUUAUGGUAAAUAAAAUCAGCUUGAUGCUACACAUACACAGGGCCACGUUUACCUACUACAGAGCCCAGGGGCAAAAGAAAGCUCAAGGCCCCCUUCAGUUCCAGUUCCUCUUUGUGUACUGCACAUGUAUCAUGUUGCCUUUUAAGUGUCCAUAAUGCAAAAUAUGUACUGUUUAGUUUGCUUCUGAACAAUUUUAUUGACUAAAUCAUAUAAACAGAAAUUAAAGUAUUCAAGUACAUUAAAGCCAGGACUUCAAUAAACAGUAAAAACUUUGAUUAUGCAUUAUUAGUUGUUAUGCAUAAGAAUAAUUUUUCAAGAUGUUUUAUAUAUUUACAUGUAAGCAACAAAAAAUUCAAAGCAUUCCACAAAUUCAGGAUUUAAUACAAAGUAGAAAUGAAAGCAUUGACCUUAAGCCCUCGUACUUUUUAUUGUUUUUAAGUCAUUUUUUUAUUUGAAAUGAAUCAAAUUUACAACAAAGCAAUUGUCAAAAACAAUGAAGACAGUCUUGAUUAUACAUAAUUGCUUAUACAUAAGCAAUGUGUGUAGAUUCACAUACAUAACAAAAACAGUGUUCAGUAGAAAUAUUAGGUUUCAGUCCUUUUACCUGUCGUAUACUUUAAUUUUGAAUUAAAUUUACCACAAAGUAAUUGUGAAAAGUUAUAGAGACUGUCUUGCUUAUGUGUUAAUGAGCUCUUAUGCAAAUGAAUGGCUUGUCAAAAUGUGUUGUGUUAAAAAAAAGCAAAAAAAGAUGUAUUUGCUUUUUUUAUUUUUUAUUUUUUUGUUAGGCCAAAACGGUGUAGAAAAUUUAAAUGAAUAUGUAGCAAAUGGUGUUUUAAAAAUAUUUAAUAUUUGAAUGGCUAAUGCUGAAUCAUUUUGUUUCAAAUCCUGAGAGCUCAAACAACACAAAUUCCCAUCAACUUUUUUGAUGAUCCAUUUGAUGAUUUCCUUCUUUCUUUAACAUUUUUUUCGUAAGGCUUUUAAUUUGAAGGAUUGUAUUAUUGAAUUGCUGGCCUGAUGAAAAAAAAAACAUUGACAAAAGUGAUUAAAAAUAAGUGUUAUUUUGAUGAAAUUAUUAUUUUUGUUUCUUAUCAUAUGAAAUGGGGGUUUCAAACUCAUGUCCACAUUUAAUAAGCUUUUUUUAAACAAAAUUAGCAAAAAAAUAAUUCAGUUAAUCAAUCAUUACGUCUCUUUUUUCACAUUAAUGUAAUUAAUGUAAUGUACCUGUCAUUACAGGUACAUUACAUUUAAAGGUUUUGUGCCUUUAUAAAAUGUAACAUUUUCACAAAUAAACAGUAGUAUUAUUUGCUUUUAUUAUUUAAACAGUCACUAGAUCUGAAGGCCAUCCAGUUGGCUGAAUUGGCCCCCCUGGAAGGCCACAUAUGUCGCCAAAGCCAUGUGUUUGAUACCCCUGCAAGUGCUUCAUUAUUUUAAGCUUGUAUGCAUUGUCUCUCUUUUAGUUUACCACCUAACGCUGCAACAACAUGUUUAAAUGAUAAUUAGGCCAAUGCGCGGCUGCCCGCUCUAUACGGAGACAAAUAGAGAGGGUGGACAUUUUCCAUAUGCUCGGGCGAGGCCUCGCCUACCCCCUGCUGAAGAUACCUCAUCCUCAGCGCUGCCUCGCUGCAUUCCUGCCACUCGGUCUCCCUGAUGAUGUGAGCAAUUGAGUUCAAGGAGAUCUGGGUAAUUGAGAGGGCAGGGAUGGCAUCUGACAGGCACCGAUGGCUCCAAUGAUUACUUUAAUCAGAGUGGUUAAUGGAAUUCCUUCAGGCAUGUAGAAAUGCUCAAAUGUUCAUCAGCAUUGAACCGAUUUUUACCCCCACUACUACACCUCCUCUUCUACCUCACAUUGCUAUAAUUACUGAUCAGUUUUCUUUCCUCUUUAUGCCUUUAGUUUCUGUUUAACACUCAGCAGGUGAUGAGGUGUUUGUUCCUGUGGUCUUGUGUGAAUCCACAAUGGAAGUCACUGGGAUGCUUUAUGGUCAGAAUGCAUUAUGGAUGAAGUGUUUCUAACAUUGGUAAAUGUGUUAACAUUAAAAGGGUCAGUCAAGCACCCAAACACAGUGAAAUCUGUAUACAGACAAGCGUGUGCUCAUAAAAAUACAGAGCACUUUAGGCUUGUGUAUAAUGACUGCUCAAAAUGAGACGUUUAUGUCUUAUUAUCCAAAUAAAAUAAUUGUUCUGUUCCAUGAACACUUUACCAACUUUCAGGGCUAAUCAGCCUCUAAGUUAACAGCCUUACUGUCUAGCCUGUGCUGAAUAAACUUUAAGAAACGAUCCAUUGCACAGUCUGGAUCCAGACUCCGAUGCCAUCUGCCAAACAAACCAGGCUACUUGUUGUUUAAAUUCUGUUUAUAUAAUUGGUUUGAGAACAUUUUUUCACCCUUUUGUGAUAUGCAUGCUGGCAAAAUGUGACAGAUAUAUUUGUAUAAUUUUGAAUUGAUUUGUUGGUUCUUGUGUCCAUCUGCAAACUGUCUGGCUAUGUAAUGUUUGUAAGAAAUGAACAAUGAUUUUCCUUUGGGGCAUGGUAAAAUCACAAUGUUUUCCUUGCACGCUUUCUUUUUAAAAUAGCUAACGACAUGAAAGGCCAGAAAUAUUAUACCAACUGUCACUUGAACAAUGUGUUAACUUGUUUUAUGUUGUGUUUACUAGCAAAGCAAGCAGCUGUACUAAUUAGCAGAACUUCACCUUACAUAAUUUUCCAUCCAAAAGAUUAUGAUAUUCAAUUUAGGAUGUUACUACAUAUACAUACACUUAUUACUCCCAGAUUAGGCUCAUUUUGCCUUUAAAACUUCCAUAAUUCUUCAUGGCACAGCUUUGACAAGGUGUUAAUGUUCCUCUGAGAUUUUGGUCCAUUAUCAUAUGAUAACACAUAGCACCACACAGUUGCUGCAGAUUUGUCAUCUGCUGAUUUGUGAAUCUGCAAUUUCACCACAUCCCAACGGUGUUCUGCGGAGGCCAUUUGAGAAAAAUCAACUCAUUGUUGUGUUCAACAAACCGAUUUGUGAUGAUUUGAGUUUUGUUACCAUUUGGUGCAUUCUAAUGCUGGAAGCAGCCGCGAGAAGAUGGUCAUAAAGUGAUGAACAUGGUCAGCAAGCCUACUCAGGUAGGCUGUUUCACUGAUGUUAUUUAUGCCAAAUUCUGAGACUAGCAUUUGAAAGUCACAGCAAAAAAAGAAAUUCUAAGUCUUCUCAAUCUACUGUUGUCCAGUUUUGGUGAGCUGGUUGAACAGUAACAUCGGUGUCCUGUUUUUAGCUGUCAGGAGUAGCGUCCCAUCUGCUUCAAGUCUCGAUGCGUUGCGCAUUCAGAAAUGCUCCUCUGCAUACCUUGGAUGUAAAAAGUGGUUAUUUGGGUUACUGUAGCCUUCCUAUACGCUCAAGCAGUUUGGCUGUUGUCCUCUGAUCUCGACAAGACAUUUUACCGGUAAACAGCUGCUCACUGGAUAUUUUCUCUUUUUCUGACCAUUUUCUGUAAACCCUAGAAAUAGGGUCAACAUCAACUAGCUGCAAUGUCAUUGACUGAUUAGAUAUAUGCAUUAACAAACAGUUGAACAUGUGUGACUAAUCAAGUCUAUAUAAAGUAAAAAUAUAGGAAAUGAAGCUUGAAUUCGUGGAAUCACAGUCAGAAUAUACUGACAGGCCUCUGUUUUUCUUUGGAAGAUUAAAAUCUGUGCACACAUCAUGUGCUUCAGGUUCUGCCUGAAUGUUAUUUCCACCAACAUGUCCCUAAGGAAUAAUGCAUAAUAUCCUCUCUGCAAUGUUUUGUUUGAACAUGAUUACUCAUGAGCACAAAUAACAUCCCACUAAAGGAAAUAAGAUCCCAAGGCUAUAACCUAAAGGCUAUAAUGACAGGGAUGAAACUACAGAGCGCAGAUUUCUACGAGUUCAUUCAAUCAUGUCAAAAUUCCAUCAGGAUAGUCUGACUUUCAUUCCCUGUAGUCAGAUUUUAGGCCAAGCAUUCAAGUUUGAUUUCAUGUGUUUUGGAAUUAGGUCUGUAUUUAUGCAUGCAUAGUUUAUUUAUAUAGAAUACUUUACUAUUGUAAUCCUGUGUGUGCAUGUAUGUCUGUGUGUGUGCACAUGCAUUAAUGUCGUCAUGUGACAUGGCAUGACAUAGGAGUAAAUCCCUCUUUUGCUUAAAAAACAACAUAAUGGAAGUCAUUCUUAUUCUGCUGUUACCAUUAGAGGCACCCCCACCCCUCUCAAUUCAAUGUGAAAGGUAAUCCUGAAUACAGAGUGGCUUGCAAUUAUGCUGAGAGCCAGUGUGGCAUAUGUACAAUACUCUAAAUAGAGUACCAUAUAUUGUUCCCAUGCUGUGAGGGGAAAAAAAAGAAAAAUCGAGGGAUAAGCUGACAUAAAUGGAGUUUGAUACUUACCAACAGAUAUGUGUGAUCAAAGCUUUUAAAGAGCUGCCUUUAUAUCACUGACUAUGUGUAUUUGAAGAGAUACGAAGAUGUUGUUUCAUGUUUUAUUUAGUCAUUUUUUGCACCCUUUUUUUUCUCAUGGUUUCAUUUUCUUUCCAUAAUACGCCUGCCUCCCCCUUCCUUCCGUCGUUUACCCUAUCCUCCUUUUCAGUUCCCACCGGGCAGCCUGGUUGUAUUCAUCAGGCCUCCCGUUUUGUUUGUUUGUUUAUGGCGGCUGCACCCGUUGAUCCAGAGCUGCAGUAACCCUGUUGUUUGAUAAAUGGCAACCAUAGCAUUACUGACUCCCCAGCCGAGCCUGGUGAUGCCUGGCCAAAAAAACAACAGGUUGAUGUAUGGCUUCCUUCAGAGUGUCAAGUCAUUUAAGUAGAGUCAGUCCAGGUACUGUGCUUCUAUAUACAUCUGUGUCUGUGGGUGAACACCUUGGAAUCUUGCCCUGUCCUGGUCUGGCUCAUGUGUGUCAUCAGCUUGAAAAUUUACUGACAAACAAAAAAAAAGAAAGUCUAUCUGUGAUCAACAAAGCAUGAGAAAUGCAUGUUUGUCAGGUUAUUGUUAGGGAAUUUUGUCAUGCAAGUUGACAGCAGCGGGAAACAAGGUCGAGCCAGGGGACAUCACUGUUAUGAUCUAGACUUGUUUUUCCAUCCGGUUUGGAAUUGCUUGAGAUGUUUGAGAGGAUGAAAGGGUUACUCAAGUGACUUUAAAGUUUUCCGUGAAGACUUGUGAGAAAGAUUUAAAAAAGAAAUCUGUCAAAAUUGAGCAUGAAUUUUAGGACUCAUGGGUAAAGCUCCACAGAAACCAAAAAGCUCACAAAAGCAGAUAUUCAUUGCAGAAUUAUUAUCUCAAAAAGAAUUAAUUUCUCAACAAUACUCUUGUAGUAGCCAGUCUUAGAUAGUUGUUAGCUAUUUAGGUAUUAGAUUUAUUUCUUGCAGAGAUUUGUGGAUCAAAAUGUUUGACUAACAAGAAAUGGGAACUAGGUGGGUGCAGGGGGUUUGGUUGCAACUGGCUAAUCAAAUGAGUAACUACUAUUAGUAUAACGCCAGAGGACCAACAAAGACAAAGGACGUUAAAAAAAAUUCCUAAUUGAGUACACCAUACAUGGGUGAAACAGAGCCUGAAGGAUGGAUGUGAACUUUCUCAAUCAGGCCUGCAACAUCCUAAAAGGGAACACAAAUCAAUCCUCCAAAAAAAUCAAUAACAGACCACAUUAUGAGACUGUACUGCUUUUACUCCAUCCCAGUGCAUUUAAUCAGUAACCCUAUUUAGUAGCUUGUAUCAUAAGAAAAACUGUAGGCUUGUUUAAAUAACUGUACAUAUAGAAUUUAGGUGACUUGUAGCCAAGUUUGAGUUGAGUUGACUGAAGUGUGGCUCUUACUUUAUGUAUUUUUUAAGUCAGUAUCGCCCUCUAUACCAGAAGAUAAUUAUAUUAGCAUUUCGCAGAUUCCUGACAAUUCCAAAAGAAAGGGGAACUCUGAUGAACAUUUGAAUCACCUAAAUUUGGCUAAAAAUACUUUUAAAAAAUGCAAGUUAGUUUUAAUUUAAAGAUCACAAAUAACUGAUGACUAGCUGGCAAAAAUAGCAACAGGCUGGCAAAAACAACAACAGCUAAGCUAGCAUUAGGGCAGCUAAUUUUAGAUUUGAGUGUCUUGAAAAAAAUAGUUUCCUUGUGAAAAACAGUUUGAUUACAUUUAUUCACUCAUUAUCUAAGCCUGAUAGCAGCAUUUCAAAGAAAGUUUGUGUAACUAACACAGGCUAAACGUCCUCAAUAGCUCACCUCGGUUCCGCAGUGAGUUUUAUUGACUCACCAUCCUGUAUCAGACUCCUUUCACAAAGUUUUACUGUCUGCUUAACACUAAAUAGAUGUGAAGACUUUACACCCACUAUUUUGACAGCUGAGGUAAACAGCGGGCUGACAGACUACAUUUAAUAUAUACGAACACUAGCCAAAGCAUUUGAGGUGACUCAGGAGUAGGAACAUAAAAUACUGCAUAUUUUACUGACAUGCAUCAGAUUUUUUUUUAUUCCAGAUUUAGUGUUAGGUUUUGAUAUUAGUUAAAUAUGUCAGAAUGUAAUGUGUACAAAAAUGUUUUAAUACACAGACAGUAGCAGAAACCUGCUGGCUAUCCUUCACUGGGACGGGGCAUAGAGC
This is a messenger RNA of Haplochromis burtoni (Burton's mouthbrooder), 13670 nucleotides long. It is a transcript of the gene slitrk5, whose product is annotated as SLIT and NTRK-like protein 5. Gene Ontology annotation, biological process: positive regulation of synapse assembly; regulation of presynapse assembly; axonogenesis. Gene Ontology annotation, cellular component: membrane. The transcript has 2 exons. The coding region runs from base 1018 to 3645 and encodes 875 amino acids. NCBI's taxonomy places the organism in Eukaryota, Metazoa, Chordata, Actinopteri, Cichliformes, Cichlidae. Gene Ontology annotation, molecular function: protein binding. The record is from RefSeq and is a predicted model, not a curated record.